UACGGUACACUCUAAAGUUGAUUAUCAAGAAAGCUCUGUCCAAAAUGUCUGACUUCCACCAGCCAGAGACCACGGUAUCUCCCACUGUGGCUCCUUUACAGGGUGGAGGAAUUGUGCAACAAAGCUACUCCGCAGCUGCUAACAAAACAGAUGUGGCUGCCAGCACCAGUACCGCUAUAUCUGUUCCAGGGGGGUCGGGGACCAGGAGCACCGCUGCGGCGGCUAGUGGAAGAAAUGUGGUGGCGUUAGAUACCAUAUCUACAGAGAAAGCAACAGGGGGAGCAAUAUCUGUUAAGGAUGAUCCCCGCUCUAAACUGAUGUAUUAUCUUCUGUGCAUCUCCGGCGUUUUUGGUGAGUUUUACAGCAUAUGUAAGGGAAUUGUAAAGGCUGACUCAACUACCGAAAUUGAUUGUCUUCUUGAAGCGGACAAAUUCAAUCUUCUUACGGUGGAACAAUGCGACAAAGUAUUAAUACUAUGUGAUGUAUUGCGUCCAAACUUGUUCAUUGACAAGUGUAUCUUCAAGAAUUCACAAAAGUGUGGAAAGUCUUUAAACAAAUUUUACAAAAUAGAGGAAACAGAAAAAUCUCUUGCCAUUCAGAAUGAAGUGGUAUUACGAGGGGUGAAGCGACAGGUUUCAUAUAUCAUGUAUUACAAGCAAUCUUAUUUUGAGGAAUAUUAUUUUGAGCCUAUGAGACUUUUGGAGCAUCGAUUAAGAGCAAUCAGAAAGGGAAAACACUUGGAAACGUUUACAGAAAACUACAAGGUUCACCUGUUGUUAACUAUUAUUUUUCCGUUCUGGGUCGUAGUUUGGGUCGCCAUGUGUAUCAACGAGGGUAAAUCGAGUGACAAUGAACCAUUACAAACAGUACCAUAGUACUAAAAUACCAUCUGUCCGACUACUCAAGGAACGCAACCGUGAACUAGCAAAGAACCGUGUCAAAUAUUUCUUUAUAUCAGUGUAAUAAACCUCGUUCUUUCGUGGAAUAAAUUUUAGCUCUAUUUGCAACAACACAGAUAUGUCUGGUAGUUUUAUUUAAAUGAUUAUUGAUCAUGAGUUUUGUUUUUUUUGUAUCAUUUGAUAUGAAUGUAUGAACAAAA
This is a messenger RNA of Magallana angulata, 1099 nucleotides long. RefSeq lists its product as uncharacterized. NCBI's taxonomy places the organism in Eukaryota, Metazoa, Mollusca, Bivalvia, Ostreida, Ostreidae. The record is from RefSeq and is a predicted model, not a curated record. Bases 45 to 875 code for a protein of 276 amino acids. The transcript has 3 exons.